Mytilus trossulus (common blue mussel) is the source of this 542-nucleotide messenger RNA. Its product is annotated as caprin-2-like. The record is from RefSeq and is a predicted model, not a curated record. The coding region runs from base 11 to 541 and encodes 176 amino acids. Lineage: Eukaryota; Metazoa; Mollusca; Bivalvia; Mytilida; Mytilidae. The transcript is spliced from 2 exons. Gene Ontology annotation, molecular function: protein binding.
GUGAGCUUAAAUGUUGACAUCUAUAAUACUUGUCCUUGUUGUCAUUACUGCAGAUGUAUCUGCUGAAAGUUCAUGCCAAACAACAGACGGCCGAUAUGAAGUCAGCAUAACUGGUAGAGGAAUCGAAAGUGAGAAAAUCCCUCAAGUUAUUGCAUUUCAUGCUUACAUUUCAAAACACGUGUUUCCAGGAGCUGGUCGUAGAUUUGUGUUUGAUGUGACAAAGACAAACCAAGGAAAGGGAUACAACAACCAUACUGGAGUAUUUACAUGUCCUAAGACAGGGAUGUACGUAUUUGUCUGGGUCAUGAGAAGUUUGGCAGGCGAGCAUUCGACUGAACUGAUGAUAAACGAUUCCGUUUACGGGUCCACAUUCUUACGCGCCAAAAACGGUGAUGAUGGAUCAGUCAGUGGUACAGUUGUUGCACAUGUGACGAAAGGUGACUCGGUCUAUGUUCGGAACCAUUCUGUGCUUGCCGGAGAUGGUAUGAUUGCCAGUAACUUACAUGGUCAAUCAACAUUUUCCGGAUGGCUACUCCAGUAGA